This is a messenger RNA of Impatiens glandulifera, 1546 nucleotides long. RefSeq lists its product as uncharacterized. The record is from RefSeq and is a predicted model, not a curated record. NCBI's taxonomy places the organism in Eukaryota, Viridiplantae, Streptophyta, Magnoliopsida, Ericales, Balsaminaceae. The transcript has 2 exons. Bases 68 to 1318 code for a protein of 416 amino acids.
GCCCAUUCCUCUAUUAGAGAGAGAACAAGAACAAGAACGAGCUAGAACAGAGAGUUAAGUUGCAGCUAUGGAUCCAUGUCCAUUUGUCCGACUAAUCGUUGAUUCCCUGUCAUUAAAGCUCCCACUUUCAACAAGAAAGCCCGAUUCCGCCGUCUAUCCAUCAUCCACCGCCACCUGUUUUUGCGUCAUCCGGAUCAAAGGAUUCUCUCCACAAACAACUUUCCUUCCUAUCUACUCAUCAUCUGAUGCCGUCGACGCCUCUGUCGGGUUCCACCUGGACCAGGCUUCACUCCGACGUCUAUCAGGGAAAUCGCUGAAUCUUACCGUCUUGGUUUACCCUGGAAUGAUAGGUAACACGUGUGGAGUCACCAGGGGGAAGUUGCUUGGACGAGUCAAUAUUGGAAUCGAACUCAAUGGUGAAACAGAGUCUAAACCUGUGGUUUUUCAUAAUGGUUGGAGUAAACUAGGAGCUGAAUCUGAUAAACCUAUGCCUGAACUUCAUCUUACUGUUAGAACUGAACCUGAACCACGUUUCGUGUUUCAGUUCGAUGGUGAACCUGAAUGUAGCCCUGUUGUGUUCCAGAUUCAGGGUAACAUCCGUCAACCUGUUUUCAGCUGUAAAUUCAGCGCAGACCGCAACGCUAGAUCACGGAAUGUGCCACAAGAUUUCACCGCAAAAACCAACAGAGUAGGAGGAUGGAUGAGGACGUUCAGCGGCGGCGAAAGAGACAAACCAGCCGGAAAAGAAAGAAAAGGAUGGAUGAUAAUGAUCUAUGAUCUCUCAGGCUCCCCUGUAGCCGCAGCCUCCAUGACAACUCCAUUCGUCGCCUCCCCAGGCUCCGAUCGGGUUUCCAGCUCCAACCCUGGAGCUUGGCUCAUACUCAGACCUGAUGGCUCCUCUGAUAACAGCUGGAAACCGUGGGGACGGCUCGAGGCGUGGAGAGAAAGGGGUACUGAUUAUGGACUUGGUUAUAAGUUAGAACUUGUAACAGAGCUUAAUGCAGCUGGGAUUCCGAUUGCGAAAGGGAUUAUCAAUGGGAAGAAAGGUGGGAAGUUUUGUAUUGAUAAUAGAUUGAAUAAUGACGACCCUUCACUGAGUUCAGUUAGGGGAUUUGUAAUGUGUUCUACGGUGGAAGGUGAAGGGAAAACAAGCAAACCGGUGGUUGAAGUUGGAGUUGAACAUGUUACUUGUUCGGCGGAUGCUGCUGUAUUUGUGGCGGUUUCUGCCGCCAUUGAUUUAUGUAUGGAUGCUUGUAGGUAUUUCUCUCGUAAACUGAGGAAAGAGUUCUGCCAUGAUCAACAAGAUAACUUUUCUUGAUCAUAUUGUUCUCUUGCUAUGCAAUGACAAUCAAUUGGUUGGAGCAUAUAAGAAAACUUUUAAUAUAUACAAGAACAAAUGUUAUACUAUUUUUUAUUUAUUUUUAGAUAAUUUAAGAAGGAAAUCGUGUUUUGAAGUAAGAGUGCAACUCUUUUAGUGUUUAUUUUUGUUUAUGAUCAUUGUUUGUUUUGAGCUUAUAUAUGUUUACAAGAAAUUUCUUACACAUUC